CUACUCUUAUUAUAAGCUGCACUUCACUUCAUUUUUUCAGAGUAGUAGUUGCUCUUCUAAGAAUCCCAACGUAACGUUCACUUCAUUUUUUUCCACCACUCCAUUUUCUCUCUCCUCCAUUUCCUUCUUUCUUUCUCAAUUUCCUUCUUUCUUUCUCAAUUUCACUUUUUCUCUCUCCUCUCCCUUCAAUGGCGACUGCUUCCGCCGACCAGGAUUUUUGUCGAAUUUUGGUGCGGAGUGAUAAUGAGCAAGGCAGCAUUGCAAACACAAAAUGUGGGUUGCAAUCAGAUAGUCAGGCAUGUGUGGAUGCUUCAGUGAUAUGCCACAAAACUGUUGAUGAUAAGAAUUCAGGCUCGUUUCCUUCUUGCUUAGUUACAGUUGAUAUCGAAAAGGGUGUUAACGAUGCUUCGAAAAUUGACCAAGACACUUGUGGGAGCAUCAAAACUGAGAUUUCAUUGACUAAACCGCUAAGGAGACAGAACAGCAUACAGACAGGAGGAGAAUCCAUACCACCUUUAAUGAACCACAUCCUCAUGUUGCUCAAGUUUAAUGCCAAAGACAGGCAACCAAUGGAGAAGGCAUACAAUGCUACUCAUAACCGAUGGAGAAAGUAUAAACGUACAGGUUUAUUUGAUUCACGACGUAUUGUCCUCCUGUUCUCCAUUCUGUCGAGUAUGGGUACAAUAGUCUUGAUUUUUCUAACACUCCGAGUUAGACAAGUCAGUGAAGGCUAUAUUCAUGGCUAAGCGACUGCAGAUUUGUUUCUUUAUCUUAUUUUAUAUUAAAAAAUCUCCUGUUCCUAGUUUUAUUUGGAGAUUUUUGCUCUAUGGCAUUUGUAUCUACUCUUGCUUGGGCAUUAUCUCAUUUUUUUUCCGGUGUACAUAUACCGAGUUUAGUGUUUGCUGCACCUGCAGUUUCCUUUCGUUA
Chenopodium quinoa (quinoa) is the source of this 927-nucleotide messenger RNA. RefSeq lists its product as uncharacterized. The record is from RefSeq and is a predicted model, not a curated record. NCBI's taxonomy places the organism in Eukaryota, Viridiplantae, Streptophyta, Magnoliopsida, Caryophyllales, Amaranthaceae. The coding region runs from base 189 to 746 and encodes 185 amino acids. The transcript is spliced from 5 exons.